Messenger RNA from Pipistrellus nathusii (Nathusius's pipistrelle), 2751 nucleotides. NCBI's taxonomy places the organism in Eukaryota, Metazoa, Chordata, Mammalia, Chiroptera, Vespertilionidae. The record is from the annotation of a GenBank genome assembly.
AUGGCCGCGCUGGGCAGAGCCCUGCGUGCGGCGGCCACCCGCCCUCGCCCGGGCCCCGCUCCGGGCCUGGGGCCCCGUCCCCUGAGCAGCGGGGCCGGCCCGGCCGCCGAGAAAAGCGUGCCGUACCAGCGGACCCUGAAGGAGGCCGGGGACCCCGAGGCGGCCCGGGGCCCCAGCCGGCCCCUGCCCGGCGAGGCCGACGUGGUGGUCAUCGGCGGCGGCAGCCUGGGCUGCCAGACCCUGUACCACCUGGCCAAGCUGGGCGUGCGCGGCGUGCUGCUGGAGAGGGAGCGCCUCACCUCGGGGACCACCUGGCACACCGCAGGCCUGCUGUGGCAGCUGCGGCCCAGCGACGUGGAGGUGGAGCUGCUGGCCCACACGCGGCGCGUGGUGAGCCGCGACCUGGAGGCGGAGACGGGGCUGCACACGGGCUGGAUCCAGAACGGCGGCCUGUUCAUCGCGUCCAACCGGCAGCGCCUGGACGAGUACAAGAGGCUCAUGUCGCUGGGCAAGGCCUACGGCGUGGAGUCCCACGUGCUGAGCCCCGCGGAGACCAAGGCGCUGUACCCGCUGAUGAACGUGGACGACCUGUACGGGACCCUGUACGUGCCGCACGACGGCACCAUGGACCCCGCCGGCACCUGCUCCACCCUCGCCAGGGCCGCCGCCGCCCGGGGAGCGCAGGUCAUCGAGAACUGCCCCGUGACGGGCAUCCGCGUGCGGACGGACGACUUCGGCGUGCGGCGGGUGGCGGCCGUGGAGACGGAGCGCGGCGCCGUGCAGACGCCCUGCGUGGUCAACUGCGCAGGCGUGUGGGCGGGCGCGGUGGGCCGGAUGGCGGGCGUCAAGGUGCCGCUGGUGGCCAUGCACCAUGCCUACGUGGUGACCGAGCGCGUCGAGGGCAUCCAGAACAUGCCCAACGUCCGCGACCACGACGCCUCCAUCUACCUCCGCCUCCAGGGGGACGCCCUGUCCGUGGGCGGCUACGAGGCCAACCCCAUCUUCUGGGAGGAGGUGUCGGACAAGUUCGCUUUCGGCCUCUUCGACCUGGACUGGGACGUGUUCUCCCAGCACAUCGAGGGGGCCGUCAACCGGGUGCCCGUGCUGGGCAAGACGGGGGUCAAGUCCACCGUCUGCGGCCCAGAGUCCUUCACGCCCGACCACAAGCCCCUGAUGGGGGAGGCGCCCGAGCUGCGCGGCUUCUUCCUGGGCUGCGGCUUCAACAGUGCAGGGAUGAUGCUGGGCGGCGGCUGCGGGCAGGAGCUGGCCCACUGGAUCGUCCACGGGCGCCCGGAGAAGGACAUGUACGGCUACGACAUCAGGCGCUUCCACCACUCGCUCACCGACCACCGGCGCUGGAUCCGCGAGCGCAGCCACGAGUCCUACGCCAAGAACUACGCCGUGGUCUUCCCGCACGACGAGCCGCUGGCCGGCCGCAACAUGCGCACCGACCCGCUGCACGAGGAGCUGCUGGCACGAGGCUGUGUGUUCCAGGAGCGGCACGGCUGGGAGCGGCCAGGGUGGUUUAACCCCGGAGGCGCGGCCCCGGUCCUGGCCUACGACUACUACGGGGCGUACGGGCACCAGGCACACCAGGACUACGCCUACAACCGGCUGCUGGGGGCCGAGUACACCUUCGACUUCCCGCCCCACCACGAGGUGAUCCGGCGGGAGUGCCUGGCCUGCAGAGGCGCGGCUGCCGUGUUCGACAUGUCCUACUUCGGCAAGUUCUACCUGGUGGGCCCCGACGCCAGGAAGGCCGCCGACUGGCUGUUCUCCGCCGACGUCAGCCGGCCCCCAGGCUCCACGGUGUACACCUGCAUGCUGAACGCGCGGGGCGGCACCGAGAGCGACCUGACCGUCAGCCGCCUGGCCCCCGGCCCCGAGGCCGCGGCCCUCGCCCCCGCCUUCGAAGGCGAUGGCUUCUACCUGGCGGUGGGCGGGGCCGUGGCCCAGCACAACUGGUCGCACAUCACCUCGGUGCUGCAGGACCGGCGGCUCCGCUGCCAGCUCAUCGACAGCUCCGAGGACCUGGGCAUGAUCAGCAUCCAGGGCCCGGCCAGCCGGGCCAUCCUCCAGGAGGUGCUUGAGGCCGACCUGAGCAACGAGGCCUUCCCCUUCUCCACCCACCAGCUGGUGCGAGCCGCCGGGCACCUGGUGCGGGCCAUGCGGCUGUCCUUCGUGGGCGAGCUGGGCUGGGAGCUGCACAUCCCCAGGCCGGCCUGCGUGCCCGUGUACCGGGCCGUGAUGGCCGCCGGCGCCAAGCACGGCCUCGUCAACGCCGGCUACCGGGCCAUCGACUCGCUGAGCAUCGAGAAAGGCUACCGGCACUGGCACGCGGACCUGCGGCCGGACGACAGCCCCCUGGAGGCGGGCCUGGCCUUCACCUGCAAGCUCAAGUCCGAGGUGGCCUUCCUGGGCCGUGAGGCCCUGCAGCGGCAGCGGGCGGCCGGCCUCCGCCGGCGCCUGGUCUGCUUCACCGUGGACGAGAAGGUGCCCAUGUUCGGCCUGGAGGCCAUCUGGAGGGACGGCCAGGUGGUGGGCCACGUGCGCAGGGCCGACUUCGGCUUCGCCAUCGACAAGACCGUCGCCUACGGCUACAUCCGGGACCCCAGCGGCGGGCCGGUCUCCCCGGACUUCGUGAAGAGCGGGGACUACAGCCUGGAGCGGAUGGGCGUGGCCUACCCCGCCUGGGCCCACCUCAAGUCCCCCUUCGACCCGGACAACAAGAGGGUGAAGGGCAUCUACUGA